Messenger RNA from Peronospora matthiolae, 2076 nucleotides. The record is from the annotation of a GenBank genome assembly. Lineage: Eukaryota; Oomycota; Peronosporomycetes; Peronosporales; Peronosporaceae.
AUGGGUAAACACCACUUACAACUCUUUGCCGGGCUGUCUCUGUGCUCGACAGGACUGGAACUUACGAUCAAGGACCAAGUUCGCAAGAUGGUGGUGGCUUGUGGCGGUUGUUUUGGUGACGACCUCAAUGUGGAACUCACUACUCACGUCAUUGCCACAGCCGCGGGGUCUCUGAAAUACCGCGUCGCUGUGGCUCAUGAGCUGCCUGUGGCGUCACCUCGUUGGGUCUUUGAGAGUUUUCGAGCUCAGAAGCUACUGGAUGUGAAGGAGUUUCCGCUCAAAGUCCUCGAAGGGAUGGGCGUGUGUGCAUCUGGACUCACUGUUGAAGAAAAAGAGACGGUAGAGCACUUGGCUGCGACUCUUGGAGCUCACUACGGGGGACGACUGGAGCUGGGCUUGACGAGUGUACUCGUUGCAAAGCAUCCAGAAGGAGCCAAGUAUGAAGCGGCGGUCGACAAUGACAUUCCAGUCGUGCAUCUUGGGUGGCUGUACGCAUGCUUGGAACGCCAAAUGCUCGUCGAGGAAGACGAGUUUGCCUUGUUACCGGAAGCAGCCGAUCCAGACUUGCAGGUCGCGUGUGACUCUGUGGGUCAACGAAAACUUGCUCAGGAACUUGUGACAGCAUUGCCUGAGUACAUGAGAAGAUAUCGCCGUCGAGAGAAGGGAAGUAGCGACGAUGCGACCGACAACGACGAAGAUGAUGAGCCAUGGAUGGAUUUGUUUGACUGCUGUGUUGUGCACCUGCUGGGCUUUCCGCCACAGAUGAGUACGCUGCUCCAGCAGCUGAUUCGAGCUGGAAUGGGGACAAUUUAUCAUACCAUGGGGACGCACCACAUGACGCAUGUGAUCGUGAGCGCGUCGUUAUCGGAUAAGCAGACACUGGACACCAUUCGGACUCGCGCGAGUACUGGCACAACCAGAAGCCAGGUGCACGUUGCGUCGGCUAGUUGGGUGCUUGAUUGUGUCAAGUGUUUGGACUUGCAACCCGAGGAGCUCUACCCGGUUGAGUUUGACCUGAACAUACCGGAGCAAGUGAGUGCUACAACGGUCCCCGCCGUCCGUGAUAGCAAUACCCUGCUCGACCACGACCAAGCACAUGCCGGAGCAAUAAAGGAUGUGAGCUUGACUUCGAUUACCGUGCCCGAAGAAGUAUUGCAACGAGAAGAUGGCAACAGUACCAUGGCGAAAGAUUCCAAUGCAACGAAGGCUUGUUCCAAGACUAAGCAGGAUGGCAUCUUUGCAGGAUACUCGUUCCUCCUGCUAUGCCGUGACCCUGAAGACAAGCACAUGAUCGCGCCUAUGCUCGCAAACAUUCGAGGAGAGCGAGGGGGUGGCGAGGCAAUCGCGAUUGCUGCUAUUGACUUUUCGCACGUAGAUCCAGCACAGCUUCUGUUUGUUAGCCAUGCGGUAGUGUGCACUGGCGUGAUGCUGGAUGAACAAGAGUCACUAGCGAUUCAAGACCGUAUCCACGAAUCCCAGCGCCACUUCAAUACACGGGAUGCAUUCGAUGAGGAUAACGUAAGAGACGUGGCCGAUAGACCUCUGAAGCGAAUGCGACACAACGCCUCGAAGCCACGGCAGCGUUUGUUACAAUUCGUGUCGGACUUGUGGGUCAACUGCUCGCUAGCAGCUCGGACCAAGUUAUCGUUUUCUUCGCACGAACUCUUUGGAACCAGUGCGAAUUAUCCACGGGCUUUGUUCCCUCAUCCCGUUCCGUUACCAGGCUUUGAAGAUGUGGUGGCUUCUACUUCAGUAUAUCGUGACGUUGAACAACUUGUGGUUGUUGAACUAUUACGGAUUGCUGGUGCCCGGGUUACGAGCACACUGAGCAAGCGUAACACCCAUCUUGUGUGUCGAAUGCCUUUUGGUAUGAAAUACGAUAAGGCUAUCAAGAGGGGAUUGCACGUUGUAAGAGCGCGAUGGGUGGUGGAUAGUCUGGUUGCAGGCAAGCGUCUUCGCGAGGAUGUAUCGGACUUCUGCGUAAUCGACGAUGAUGGAGAAACCAGCAGUUUUACCCACAUUGCGAGCAGUGAUACUGCCGACUUGGCAUGUGCCUCAAGUCCAUCUGCAAAGUGA